Lotus japonicus is the source of this 1058-nucleotide messenger RNA. RefSeq names its product transcription repressor OFP6-like. The transcript has a single exon. The record is from RefSeq and is a predicted model, not a curated record. Lineage: Eukaryota; Viridiplantae; Streptophyta; Magnoliopsida; Fabales; Fabaceae. Bases 110 to 652 code for a protein of 180 amino acids. Gene Ontology annotation, biological process: negative regulation of DNA-templated transcription.
GGGUACUCCCUUUAGAUCUCACAUGCAACAUAAAUUGUGAACACCCUCCCUCUCCUGCAGUACCCCCCAAAGCAACACAACACACCUCGCCAACACUGAAAACAGAGCAAUGUCUACCUCCAGAAGAAAACUCCUUCUAAACUCUGUCUCCGUGAACCUGGGCUGCGGAACCUGCAGAAAACCAAAACUUGAUCUCAUAUUCCACCCAAAACCAAAGCCCAAGAACUCCACCACCUACCCAAUACGCAAACUUCAUCACCAUCAUUCAUUUUCAGAUCAUGACUCUGCCACCAGCACCACCACAACCACAAACACCACAUUCUCUCCAUGCAGCUAUGUUGAGUUUGGUGACUAUGAGAAAUCUUCUAGUUCUUCAAACACCAUUAAGGGGCCUGGAAAAGUUGGAAGAAGAAGAAGUGAAAGCGGCGUGGCAGUGGAGAAAGACUCUGAUGACCCUUACCUGGAUUUCAGGCGUUCCAUGCUGCAAAUGAUAUUGGAGAAUGAGAUAUACUCUAAGGAUGGUCUCAGGGAGCUUCUAAACUGCUUUCUUCAGCUCAAUUCACCGCAACACCAUGGAGUUAUUGUCAGAGCUUUCACUGAUAUCUGGAAUGGGGUCUUCUCUGUGAGGUCUGGUCCUGUUCACAGAGGCUAGUUAGCUCCACCUGAAAUGGUAUGUCACGUGACUUCUAGGGGAUGCACGUGGCCAACAAGUUGUACUCGUAUCGUUGCUAAUGUGUGAUGUAAUCAAUAUCAAUAUACUCUAAGAAAAGAAACCCUUUCUGGGUUACGUGUCACCUUCUCCUUUUUCCUGGAUUAUUUUAAGUUUUCUUCUUAUUUCAAGUACCCACUCUUCUUCUUUUAACUUCCCGCUCUUCUUCUUCUGAAAAUUUUCACAAAACUUUGAAAUGAAAUAAGGCUGCACAUGUCAGUCACACCAUCAAUUGGAAUUGGAAAUAUUAAAAAAAAUAAAAAAAUCUCUAUCUCUUCUCAUUUUUCUCUCUCACUUCUUUACUCUUGCUUCCGUCUUCUUCAUCUCUCUUGAAAUUUUCCUAUUUCAC